AUGCCAUGCGUCCCGCGGAGCCGGGCGGCGCGCUUGGUCUCCCUCUGGCUGCUCGUCCUGCGCGCCCAAGCGCUCUGCCUGGGCAGGGCCCCGCCGGCCGGCGGCUCGCCUUUCCCCGACGGCAGGCAAGGGCAAUUUGUGAAGACAUUACCAGAUUACUAUGUGGUUGAUCCAGCAAGAGUAGAUGCAAGUGGGCAUUUUCUUUCUUUUAAUCUACACCAUCACAUCUCAAACACAAGGAAGAAGAGAGAUCUCGGAAAAAAUGAAAAUGUCGUAUAUUACAAAAUUAAUCAUGAGGAGAAGGAUCUGUUUUUUAACUUGACUGUCCACGUGGGAUUUCUUUCCCAUAACUACAUAGUAGAAAGGAGACGUGGCAACCACACUAGUGCGAAGAUUACAACUCGCUCAGGAGUUCCUUGCCACUUCCAUGGCACAGCAUGGCAGCCAGGUUCCGGGAGUGGGACAGCAGCAAUCAGCACUUGCAAUGGCCUGACUGGAUAUUUCCAUCUGCCCCAUGGGGAUUACUUCAUUGAGCCUAUUAAAAAGCAUCCACAGAAGGAGGGAACACCCCAUCCCCAUAUUAUAUAUGGGGCAAAUAACCUUCAAAAUGCUUUGAGGAGAAGACGGGCCACCUCAAUGGAAGGUGAACAAGCAUGUGGAUUGAAUGAUACCCACAGCUUUUUGAAACAGCAGCAGCUUCGAAGGGAGAGAUGGGAACAAAAUCAUAAAGCUGCCAGAAAGGUUUCUCGGCGCUCUGUCAGCAAGGAGCGGUGGGUGGAGACGCUUGUGGUUGCAGACAGUAAAAUGGUUGAGUACCAUGGAAGUGACCACGUGGAAUCAUAUAUCCUCACUAUAAUGAAUAUGGUCACAGGGUUGUUCCACGAUCCAAGCAUUGGCAAUGCAAUUCACAUUGUGCUGGUCCGGCUCAUCCUCUUUGAGGAGGAGGAGCAAGGCUUGAAGAUAGUACACCAUGCUGAUAAGACAUUAGCCAGCUUCUGCAAAUGGCAGAAGAACGUCAAUCCGAAGAGUGAUGUCAACCCCACGCACCACGAUGUGGCCGUCCUCCUCACCAGAAAGGACAUUUGUGCUGGCAUGAAUCGUCCGUGUGAAACCUUAGGUUUGUCUCACCUGUCAGGCAUGUGUCAACCUCACAGAAGCUGCAACAUCAAUGAAGAUUCUGGCCUUCCGUUGGCUUUCACUAUUGCUCAUGAACUUGGACACAGUUUUGGAAUCCAGCACGAUGGAAAAGAGAAUGACUGUGAGCCUGUUGGAAAACGCCCAUAUAUUAUGUCCCGACAGUUGCAAUAUGAUCCUACUCCACUCACCUGGUCACAGUGCAGCAAGGAAUACAUCACACGUUUCCUAGACCGAGGGUGGGGAUUCUGUCUGGAUGAUAUCCCCCAAAAAGAAGUUUUAAAGUCCCCAGUCAUUGCUCCUGGAGUGAUUUAUGACGUGCACCACCAAUGCCAGCUUCAGUAUGGUUCCAAUGCUACCUUCUGUGAAGAUGUGGACAACCUUUGCCAAACACUCUGGUGCUCGGUGAAAGGCUCCUGCCGCUCCAAACUGGAUGCAGCUGCGGAUGGCACUCGGUGUGGAGAAAACAAGUGGUGCUUCUCUGGCGAGUGUAUUACAGUAGGCAAGACUCCUGAAGUAAUCCAUGGCGGAUGGGGGAUUUGGUCAUCCUGGUCCCAUUGCACAAGAACAUGUGGAGCAGGAGUUCAAAGUGCAGAGAGACCCUGCGAUAACCCAGAACCACAGUUUGGAGGAGACUACUGCACUGGAGAAAGGAAACGCUAUCGCAUGUGUAACAUCAGCCCCUGUCCCAAAGACUUGCCAACCUUUCGUCAGAUGCAAUGCAGUGAAUUUGACACAGUUCCCUACCAGAAUGAAUUCUACCACUGGGUUCCCGUUUAUAACACAGCAAACCCCUGUGAGCUCCACUGUCGCCCAAUAGAUGGCCAUUUCUCAGAGAAGAUGCUUGAUGCAGUCACUGAUGGUACUCCUUGCUUUGAAGGAAGGCACAGCCGAGAUAUCUGUAUUAAUGGCAUGUGUAAGACUGUUGGCUGUGAUUAUGAGAUAAAUUCCAAUGCAACAGAAGACCAGUGUGGAGUUUGCCUGGGAGACGGCUCUGCUUGUCAUACAGUGAAGAUGAUGUUUAAUCAAAGUGAAGGAUUUGGAUAUGUUGAUAUUGGGCUAAUUCCAAAAGGUGCAAGGGGAAUCAAAGUCAUGGAAGUUGCAGAAGCAGGAAAUUUCCUUGCUGUGCGAAGCAAAGACCCAGAAAAAUACUACCUGAAUGGAGGCUUUAUCAUCCAGUGGAAUGGUGAAUACAAAGUGGCAGGCACAGUAUUUCAAUACGACAGAAUGGGGGAUCUAGAAAAUCUGACUGCUCCAGGACCCACCAAUGAAUCAAUAUGGAUUCAGCUACUUUUUCAAGAAACUAACCCUGGAAUCAAGUAUGAAUACACUGUACGUAAAGAAGAAAGUAAUGAGAAUGAGAUUGGAGAGCCAGAGUAUUUUUGGCAAUAUGGAGAAUGGACGGCCUGCAGUGUUACCUGUGGAAGAGGGGUGCAGCGCCAGGUUGCCCACUGCAUGUGGAAGGGGAGUGGAGCAAUCAAGAACUCCUUCUGUGACCCAGUGACUCAGCCCAACGGGCGGCAAAAGAAAUGCUACGAGAAGGACUGUCCGCCCAGGUGGUGGGCAGGGGAAUGGCAGAAAUGUUCAACCACAUGUGGCCCAACAGGCCAGAAGAAGAGAACUGUACUUUGCAUCCAGACAGUGGGAUCUGAUGAGCAGGCACUGGCUGUCACAGAGUGCCAGCACCUGCUUAAACCAAAGACCCAUCUGUCAUGUAACAGAGAUGUCUUGUGCCCGUCUGACUGGACAGUGAGCAACUGGACUGAGUGCACAGUUACCUGUGGUGGUGGAAUAAGGACUCGUAAUGUCACUUGUGCCAAAAAUAGUGAUGAGCCAUGUGAUAGUUCCAAGAGACCAAACUCUAAGGCCCUGUGUGGUCUUCAGCAAUGCCCUUCUGCUAGAAGAUUCCUGAUGCCCCCGCUGGCACCCAGAAGAGGCAAGAUCAUAAUCAGAAAAACAACUACUAAUCCUGAACGGAAUCUUCCUCGCAGGAUACUCAGACCAAGCCCAAGGUCCUACACAACAACAAAAACACCCAGGCAUGAAAGUGUAACUCCCUGUUUGCCUACAUCCUCUGAUUUGGGUAAUGUCUCAGAAAAAGAGGGAACAGCCAAUAGAACAAUACAAAAUAAUUUUGCUGGACCGAGUGAUGCUUACAAUUAUCCAGUUGUUUCUACUGAAAACAGUUCAUAUCAAAAUACUACUUCGUGGCCUAUUUAUAACAGCUUAAGUACUAAAAUUAUAAGGCAUUCUGAAAAUACUUCUGAAAGUGACCCAGUUUCUACUAAAGAGAGUGAGAUGCACAGAAGUGAGGACACUCCUAUUUCCUCAUUUACUAGUAAUCCGGAAAUAACUUCCAGCUAUGAUUACUUAACCGAAGAAUCUGAUGACAUUGAUGGGCCUCUUGGAGUCAGCAAGAAACCAGCUGGUCUCUUUUACAGCACAGAACUCAAUUCUGAAAUCAGAACCAGAAACACAACCCUAGACACUGUCUCUCCUGUCCUUCAAAAUGAGAGCGUGACUCCCCAGUCUCCACCAGCAUCUCACCACCAAGACCCUUCUAUGCUCCUUCCUGUUAGCAGAGCAGCACAAGGGCUGGCAUUUCCAACAGCAAACUAUAUCAGCCUGCAGAUUGAUGUACCAGUUGUAGAAGUAACUACCCCACAAGCACCAGUUGCAGAAACGCCCACAGUGCUUGGACAGGUACCAAGAGACCAGACUGACAAUAGAAAAGAAGUAAAGCUGCCUGACAUGGUAACUACCAGCACACAAUCCUCAGCUCUUGAGCACGCUCUGAGGAACCAAAGUGCAACAUCUGAGGGUGUUUUAGUGAAUGUCACAGAAAACAGCCGUUUAACAGCACCCAACAGUUUGCCUGGUGAUGCCUACUGGAUAGUAGGCAACUGGAGUGAGUGCUCUACCACCUGUGGAAUGGGGGCUUUCUGGAGACUGGUGGAGUGCAGCAGCAGGAACACAUCUCAUUGUCAGCACAUAAAAAAGCCUGAUCCUGCAAGAAAAUGUUAUCUCCGCCCAUGUGCUAGCUGGAAAACAGGAAAUUGGAGCAAGUGCUCUGCAAACUGCAGCGGCGGCUUCAAGACCCGAGAUGUUCACUGCAUUGAUGUCCGCGAAAAGCGACUGCUCAGGCCUUUUCAUUGCCAGUUACUCGGAUAUAAACCACAGCUCAGCACUAGGUGUAACACAGAGCCUUGUUUGCAGUGGCAUGUGGAGCCCUGGAAUAAGUGUUCGAGAACCUGUGGUGGUGGCCAUCAAAAGCGACACAUCUACUGCCCAGAAGAAGGGCACUGUGACUGGACCAAAAGACCUAAUGCCACUGCAUCAUGUAACAGGCAGCCUUGUACACAGUGGAUUAACCAGGCCUGGAGCACGUGCACUGUUUCUUGUGGAGGGGGCAUUCAGCAAAGAACUGUGAAAUGCAUGAAUACAGAAACUAAUGAAACUGAAGAUGACAGUAUGUGUGUGGACAAAGCCAAGCCAACAGAGCAUCAGAAAUGCAAUCUGCAAGAAUGCAGGAAAAGUACAGGACUACCCUGCAGCAAAGACCAGCUGUCAGUUCACUUCUGUCAGAGGCUGAAAGGCAUUGGCAAGUGCUUGCUGCCGUCAAUACAGACUCAGUGCUGCUUCACAUGUAGUCAGUCUCGAAGCCGUAACAAAGCAAGAUAUGGGGAUCAGCGAGGCCUCAGACAACAAUAUUACACUAAAUCUAGAAGAAAAUCGCCUCAAACCCAAGAAAACAGCAACCAAGCAGCUUGGCACUAGCUUGGCACUGUCUUUCUUCUUUGAUUAGGGCUUCUGUUUACAGGUUUUAUGUUCCUCAUUUUUUUAUGAACCAUCCAACAUUAAUGAAAAUCUGUGAUCAAAACUGGGAAAACACAUUGCCUAGGAUUAUGACUCCUAAGUUACUGCUUCUUUUUUUUUCUCUCUGUAAUAGUCCAAAAAUUGUAACAUAAUUUGCAAAGUACCAGCAGCUAGUGAUUCUUAGGCAUGCAUAGGUGCUAGAAACAAGCUUGCAAGAAUUUUCUGAUUGUUUUAAUUGAAUGUUUUACUUGUUCUUUCUUCCAUCUCUUUCCAAAACUGACUUGAAACACCAGUACUGCUUACUUAAGAGUGUUUAGUGAAGGAGGCCAGUUGGGCAGCAGACACAGACUUGCACCGUGGCCCCGUUCUCUUUGUGCCCACUUGCCUUUCUUUCUUAAGAAUCCAGGGGAAGUGGCAGUGUUUCUCUAAAGUCAUUGCUCACUUCAUAAAUUUAAAAGCAAAGUUUUAUCGUAACUACUUGUGAUAGGUUGAACUGAAACAUUGGAUUUUUCAGAAGAAAUCUUCAUUUAGUGCAUGAUUGAACCUCUGAAGGAUACCUCAGCCAUAGCCUGUUCUCGCCACUCUUUUUUUGCUACAAAUGUCUUGCAGUAAUCCGAAAACCCCAUCAAAUAUAGGAUGUUAAGUUCCCAAAUAUGUUUUAAGCAACAUUUUUGGGUACCAUAACAUCAAAGCUGUUUGUAUCUACAACCUUAAUGGAGUGAUAGAAUCAUUUAGGUGGCAAAGAUCAACAAGUCCAAUCUCUAACCCAGCACUGCCAAGUCCAUCACUAAAUUACAUCCUUAAGUGCCACAUCUACGUGUCUUUUUUACACAUUUAGGAGAGAAACCAGCAAUAUCUGUUAGAUAGUUUUAUACAGUGCAUUUGAUAGAAUAAUUUCAGUAUAAAGAAAUAGUUUUGCUAGACAGGCAAAUCUUUUGCUGGACAGGCAAUAACAUUCUUAAGUCUCACAUAUCAUCUGUAGUUCCUCUCCCAAUUAGCUAUUCAAAGCUAUUUGAAAUCAGAUAAAGCAAGCCUUCCCAGUCAAGACUGUAACCAGUCUCCAUAGCUGCAGAUGUUCAAACACAAAUGGUACAAGUCAGCAGGACAUAUAAAGCUAUCAGGAAACUGAUGCAGCGUAGAGGUUGUACCAGAUUGCUCUGCAGCAAAAAUUCGACCUCAACAUUUAUCCUUUGGUAAGGGUAUGUUGAUGGUAUUCUCUCUAUCGUCGUCUCACUUCCACCAGUGUUAUACUAGUGGUCAGCUCCAUUUAGUUCAAGAAUAUUACUGCUGCUGAACAGAGAAAUCUGGUCCCGUAAUGGUUUCCACUGUUUAUGGCACAAAGAGUAAAGGAGUCACACAGCAAGAGAGCAAGAGAUCUCUAAACUGGUAUAGGUAAGGACAGUUUGAAGUUGAUCCUUUUGAGUUUGAAGACUAAAGUCUUUCUGUUCCUUUACAAACUACAAGAAGAGAAGAAAGAGUGAUGAGCUGACUCAGCUAAACAGUUUUACAAAUGUCAUGUUAAUUCAUAUGACAAAUUAAACUUUACAGACUUAAACCUUUCCUGCAGCUUCAAAUGUGGCAUGCAAGAAUUUCAGCUGGAAAAUUCCCAUAGUACAUUUUUAAACAAAUUUUACAGCAUUGGCAUAAAGGCCAGCUUGCAGCUGGAAACUUUGUAGUUCACACUAAUGUUCAGUGAUAGAAUUAUCCUUUAAUCCAGUAUCUCCCAGUAGUAGUGCAAGCUCACGUCCACAAGAGCACUCUAUCACCUCACUCACAGCAAAUCCUUGAUCAUAAUGAGGUUGAGGGGCCCCUGGGACAGGAAUUUAUGACCCAGAGUAUUGUCUGCGUAGGUCAGACCUCAGGUAUUAGGAGACCACUAGCCAAAUCUGUUUUGCUAUUGAAGAAAAUGGCAGGACAAACUUCAGGGAGCUGCAACUGGCCUCUUUGAACAAAGCUGGGCAUUUUCAAAAGAGCUGGACAAGAGCAGACAUUUAGAUUCCUUUGGAAUUCAGUAGGAUUUUGACACCUUGGUUCUACACUCUUUUUAGAAAAUCUCAGAUUUACUCCCUAGUUACCUGACAAUUUGAGAUUUUAAUACGUGGAAAUGUCACGUUUUAUGCAGUUCAGAUUGAGACACAAACCAUGAAUCCAAAUGUCACUAUGGUUACAGAACUGUGACUAGCAGUAGCCCUCUUUCUAGACAGACCUUUAUGAAAGUUAAUAGAAAUAUCUUGGCCUGGCUGUAAUAUAUUAACCUAAUAAUGGCCGCAAGUCACAUUGUCCUUUAUCAAAGGUUUGUGACCUUUGGCUUAGGGCUCACUUCUUCACUUGAAGUCUCUGGGAGUUCAAAAUAUGCAGCAUGGCAAGGUUGGGUUUAUUAACCUCUGUGCUGGCAAUAUAAUGCCAGUUAUAGGUGCUGAUAAAAUCCACUGUUAAAAAUGUGGUGCUAUAUAAUGUGGGGAUGACUUACAAUGGUGCAUGUGCACUCUUACGAUAAUGGAUGUCUCUGGCGUUGCUGGCCAACGCCAGACAUGAUGCUUUUUAAGUUUCACAGUGUGCUUUUGUCCUUCUGAGGACCUGAAUGGCUGCUGACCCUUUGAGCAAUAAAAACCUGGGCAGUUGUUAUUCCACUGAACAGAGAAAUAUUGUAUCAUGCGGGGAAGUGGAGGUGCCCUGUCUGGUUCAGGAAGCAUUUGGCAGGGCUUGGCCUCAGGCUGCGUUGUGUAGAGCAGUUCUCUGAUAGCCAAACAGCACAGAUUGGUGGUAAGUGCAGAUGAUUCUUGUAUUCCCAGAAGCAUCUUACAGGAUUUGGGCAGGAUAGAGUUAGGUUCACUUCAGGAUCGGACUCUUCUGUGCUCAGAGAUACCUGCAACUUUUUAUCCACAGCGGUCAGCAGAAGUGGGCCGUCAGGUGUGUGGGCUAAGGAGAAAGGAGCUGACUGAGUGGAUAUGGUGCAGGUGGGAGGAAGAAUGCCUGUGCGGGUUGGCCUUUCCGGUGCUCCUUAGGGCUACCAUGGAGUAGAACCAUUUCUGCCUUCAUUGUUUUCUUCAGGGAGCUGUAAUUUCAUUUGAAAUUAAUAAAAAGUGAAUAAAUUAUAUUAUAGACAUUAAUCAAAAUAAUCUUUCUACCCAGGGAAGCACAGUCAUCACUUUGCUCAGCUUAAAACUUUAGGGAAGAGAUUGUGACAACAUGAACUCUUUUAACAGAGCAGUGCCACUGCUGUUAUGAGACAACUAUUCUUAAGUAAAGGUGGAUUUAUGAUCUAAACCCAGAUGGUCAUUAGUCUCAAAACUGAAUAGAGUACAAAGUGCAGAGGCAUAUUAUCAUUAUAUUAUCAUAUUAGCCCAAGACACAUCAGCUUCAACAGAUUGCUCAGGAAAAAUGUGUAUUUGGCACAUUCACAGCUUGUUCUAAUAUUUCAAGGUUUAAAAAGCAAACUAUGAUGACAUAUUUGUUUCAAGCUUCAAUAAAU
Corapipo altera (White-ruffed manakin) is the source of this 8422-nucleotide messenger RNA. It is a transcript of the gene ADAMTS12, whose product is annotated as ADAM metallopeptidase with thrombospondin type 1 motif 12. Gene Ontology annotation, molecular function: metalloendopeptidase activity. Lineage: Eukaryota; Metazoa; Chordata; Aves; Passeriformes; Pipridae. Bases 1 to 4911 code for a protein of 1636 amino acids. The transcript is spliced from 24 exons. The record is from RefSeq and is a predicted model, not a curated record. Gene Ontology annotation, cellular component: extracellular matrix. Gene Ontology annotation, biological process: proteolysis; extracellular matrix organization.